AUGCGCUUCGAGCCUCUCCUUGCCGUGCUGCCCGCGCUGGGCGUCCAGGGCAUCCGCAUCAUCCAAUCCAACGACGACGGCUGGGCUGAGCAGUAUGUCCGGACGUUCCACGAUGCUCUGGUUGCAUCUGGCCAUGACGUAGUCCUGUCCGCACCCGCCGAGAACAAGUCGGGAACAAGCUCCCUGGACGUUGAGCCCAGCGCCCGGUCCAGCCCAUGCCAAUACGACAGCUGCUCCGCCGGCAGCGGGCCGAUCGGCCGCAACGCCACCUCCCCGCGGCUGAACUGGGUCAACUCGUUCCCCGUGACGGCCAUGCGGUACGGCAUCGACACCAUCGCGCCACCGUUCUGGAACGGCCAGGGCCCAGAGCUGGCCGUUUCGGGCCCCAAUGUCGGCAGCAACCUGUUUCUGGCCGUGCAGUUCUCGGGCACGGUCGGCGCGGCCGCCUACGCUGCCAAGCAGGAGAAGAUCCCGGCUAUUGCAUUCUCCGGCGCUUCGGAGGGUACUCUGGCGUGGAAUACUUCCCCUGUGCCGCAGCGCAGUCUGGUGUAUGCCCAGCUGGCCAACACGCUUACCAAUGCGGUUAUUGCGAGCGGCAAGCCCUAUCUCCCGGAGGAUGUGUUUCUGAAUGUGAAUUUUCCAAAGGUGGAGGGCAAGUGCACGCAGGCCAGCCAGUUUAAGUGGGUGCUUAGCAGGAUUAAUAUUGGCCUUUUCUCGGAGAAGGAUGUGGAGCAUUGUGGGAGUGACAGGUUGCCGAUGGAGAGCUCGGUUGUGGACACGGAUGGGUGCUACAUUUCGAUCAGUGUCGGGGAUGCGAAUGAUAAGACGACGGCGCCGGCGGAGAAGCAGGCUGUGGUGCUGAAGAAGCUGCAGAAAAUGCUGACUUGCUUGCCGUGA
Canariomyces notabilis is the source of this 897-nucleotide messenger RNA. RefSeq names its product survival protein sure-likephosphatase/nucleotidase-like protein. The coding region runs from base 1 to 897 and encodes 298 amino acids. Gene Ontology annotation, molecular function: nucleotidase activity. NCBI's taxonomy places the organism in Eukaryota, Fungi, Ascomycota, Sordariomycetes, Sordariales, Chaetomiaceae. The record is from RefSeq and is a predicted model, not a curated record. The transcript is spliced from 2 exons.